UGCUUGACAUAAAGAAAAGUUGUUUUGAUUGAGAAUUAUUUGGAAUCAGAAUUCCUGUUAGAAUUUGAAGAAUUGAAUUAGAUACACAGGAUAAUUACCUAUUCAAAUCGUUAAACAUUUGCAUUAAAAUUGCCAAAAGAUUGUUCCUAUAAAAAGUAUUUUAUGCAUUAAUAAUCAAACUGUGAAUACUUGUAUUCUUGAAAAAUGUCGAAUAGUCUUCAAAUAUUAGAGGAACGAGUUGCAGCUGUUGAAAAGCAAGUUUACGGAAAUGUUUCAUUAUCAGAAGCUGAGGAAACAUUUUCAGAAACUCCAGUUAUUGAAAAUCUACUGAAUGUAAAUACAUUUAUAUCGUCAGCGCUUUCUGGCCGCGAGAGUACAAAUGCUUUAAUUAAUCGACUACCGGAAUUGACUAAUUAUUUAGAUCCAAAUUUUGAAGAUUGUGGCUCGCAAAUUGACGCUAAAUUAGAAUAUAUUUUCGCUUCUGAGUCGCAAAUAAAGGAAAAUUUGAGAUUAUUAACAGAAAUUGAAAAAUUAAAUCCCUCCCUUGAAAUAGAAAGUAUGAAAGAAGCGCCUGAAUUGGCGAAAAAAUUAAAUAGCUUGACGCUUAAAUAUUUGCCAUUGAAUGAAGAAUCAAAGGCAUUGAAUAGCGAAAUUUACGAGUUAUUUGAUAAAUACAAUUCUAUAAUUAACAGUAUUUCUGAAACACUCAUUCAAAUGGAUUCGAAAGUCACAGUUGCUGAAAUUGCAGCAAUGCCUAAAAAGCAAAUCGAUUGAUUUUGUAAAUUUUGAUGUAAAAUCGAAAUUAAAAAAUUGUAACUACAAAUUUUUAUUCGUUUACAUUUGUCUGAAAUUAUUUAAUUCUGUACUAUUUACUUUGUUUAUACAUGUGAAAUUAUAUUUUAAGUUAAUAAUCAUAUGAUAAUAAAGAUAAGUUAUUUUUAAUCACAAAA
Molecule: messenger RNA, 950 nt
Organism: Leptopilina heterotoma
Lineage: Eukaryota; Metazoa; Arthropoda; Insecta; Hymenoptera; Figitidae
Exons: 2
Coding region: 205-774 (189 amino acids)
Biological process (GO): cytoskeleton-dependent cytokinesis
Cellular component (GO): dynactin complex
Source: RefSeq, a predicted model, not a curated record